GCAUAACACAUACAUACAUCCACACAAGCCAACAGCAGAUAAUAUUCAAUCAUAUAUAUGGUAAUGGCUAUAAUGUAAAACACAGGAUCCAACAGUACCGAGACCCAAAAGUGCGAUGAUUAACCGCGACAUCGACUCGAAGAGUGUACCGAGGCCAAAAGUGCAGUUUACCGUGACCCGUCGAAGAAAGUCAAGUUCAGUCUUGGUGCCAGGCUGCGUGAAACGGGAGAGAUGUUCGUUGUGCCCGACUGCCACCACAAUAUGAGAAUCAGAGAGCUAAAAAACACCAUGGAAUUAGUGGUUGGGAUUCCCACAGACUUCCAGAGAGUAUGCUACCUGGAUAAUGGUGACCUAUGUGAUGACACCACUAUUCACUGUAAUGACAUCGUCCCUGGAACUACUGUCACCCUGAUGAUCUGGCCUUAUGAUGGAUGGGCUGAGCUUGUGAUCGCUGCAGCUACUGGCAAUGUAUUCAAGCUCAAGAGUGUGAUGUCCAAACCAGCACCGCCACGUUCCUCCCAUCUCAGUGCUAUGGGUUCUAUGAGUGGAGCUCCUUCCUGGCUCUCACACCGUCUCUUCUCUGCUCUGUUCAUCAGUGCCCACCGUGGACACAUGCCCGCUGUCCGCUUCCUGCUCCAACAAGGGGCCAACGUUAAGGGCCAGACUCCCCUGGGGCGCGGGGCCCUCCACGCGGCAGCCGCCCAGGGCCAGUUGCAGUCCAUCCAGGAGCUACUGGUGCGCGGCGCCCCACACCAACUGGAGGACGCUGAGGGCAUGACAGCUCUGAGAACCGCCAUGCGCUGGGACCAGAGGAAGAGCACCCGGCAGCUCUUCCUCUUCCACUGGCAGGAGCGUGCGCAGGGCGUGCGCCUCAAGCCUCACCUGGAUGAGACAGAGCUGUUCGCCCACCAGAAACAUGACUCCCAACUAUGCACCUGGCACCGUGGUGCCCACGCUCAGAGAUACAUGGCCCACCUGAGGUGCUGUAGCCGUGGGGUGGAGGGCAUGGUGGAAGUGAGGCAGCUGGGGCCGCCGCAGAACACGGCCAUGAGGGCCCAGGCAAGGAGGGCGUGGAUGGGGGAUGCGUGACCAGAGCUGCAUGUCAAGAACAGGGCAGAUGGCCAAGAGCCUGGUCCUGGAGAGCCGUGCACACAGGAUUUUAUUCCAGCCCAGCACCAACACACCAGUUCCUAACUACUCUGGAUUGAAUCGCAUGAGCAGUCGGGUCAUUUGAAUCAGAUGUGGUAGUGUUGUGGUAGUGUCAGCCUCCAGUAUUUAUGCUGCAGUAGUUUAUGUGUCGGGGGGCUGG
This is a messenger RNA of Oncorhynchus kisutch (coho salmon), 1309 nucleotides long. RefSeq names its product ankyrin repeat domain-containing protein 60-like. The transcript has 4 exons. Bases 232 to 1089 code for a protein of 285 amino acids. The record is from RefSeq and is a predicted model, not a curated record. Gene Ontology annotation, molecular function: protein binding. NCBI's taxonomy places the organism in Eukaryota, Metazoa, Chordata, Actinopteri, Salmoniformes, Salmonidae.